Messenger RNA from Terrapene triunguis (Three-toed box turtle), 3155 nucleotides. RefSeq names its product glucosidase alpha, neutral C (gene GANC). The transcript is spliced from 24 exons. The record is from RefSeq and is a predicted model, not a curated record. Lineage: Eukaryota; Metazoa; Chordata; Testudines; Emydidae. The coding region runs from base 58 to 2805 and encodes 915 amino acids. Gene Ontology annotation, molecular function: carbohydrate binding; alpha-1,4-glucosidase activity. Gene Ontology annotation, biological process: carbohydrate metabolic process; N-glycan processing.
UUUACCGACAGACAGAGAUCAGGUCAGAGCACUGUAGUACAAAAAACACUGAGUUUAAUGGAACCAGCUAAGGAAGAAGAAAGCAGUGUUCAAGAUGAGGCUGUGGACAAAAGCAACUUUAAGAACUGCAACCACAUUGCUUUCUACAGGCGUCAGAAACUUCUGCAUCCUGGGAAGUCCUUGUAUCAAGCAUUGUUGGAUUCGGUUACAUUAUGCAAUGAUAGUGUCAAACUCCAAAUAAUUAAUGAGAAGAAUAAGGUUCCUCUCCUAGUGGAAAUUUAUGCAAUAGAAGGCAACAUUUUCAGGCUUAAAAUUAAUGAGGUAUCUCCUCUCAAAUCAAGGUAUGAAGUCCCUGAUGUUCUCAUAAAAGAACCUACCACUCAGAGGCUCUCUAUAGCCCAGAAGGAGGCAGGUAUUCUGGUACUGACAUGUGCCAGUGAGGACCGCAAGCUUCAUAUCACAGCAAAUCCAUUCCAGAUAGAACUAGAGUCCAAGGGUGAGACCGUACUGAGCGUGAACACCAAUGGCCUGUUGUACUUUGAGCAUCUACAACCGCCACCCCAAAACAGCAAAACUACAGCACAAAAGGAAGAGGACACAUCAAUUGGCUCCUCUCAGGAAAAUCAAGAGGAUCUGGGUCUCUGGCAGGAGGAAUUUGGCAGUUUUUUAGACAUCAAAGCUAAUGGUCCCAGUUCCAUAGGCUUGGAUUUUUCUUUGCAUGGAUGUGAACAUGUCUAUGGAAUACCAGAGCAUGCAGAAACACUUCUCCUCAAAAACACCAGUGACGAUGAUGCCUACCGGCUUUUUAACUUGGAUGUCUAUGGGCACAAGAUCCAUGACAAAAUGGGCAUUUAUGGUUCAGUGCCCUUUCUGUUAGCACAUAAACCUAACAGAACUUCUGGGAUCUUCUGGCUGAAUUCCUCAGAAACUCUAGUGGAGAUUAAUACAAAAGCUGUAAUGGAGCAUGUACCAUCCAGAUCCCCUCCAGACAUAACUAAGCAGAGAGUGGUGCCUCAAACUGAUGUGCGCUGGAUGUCAGAAAGUGGAAUAAUUGAUGUUUUCCUCCUAAUGGGACCCACCCCUUUUGAUAUCUUCAAGCAAUAUGCACAAUUGACAGGCACUCAAGCCCUGCCUCCACUCUUCUCCUUGGGUUACCACCAAUGCCGCUGGAACUAUGAGGAUGAGCAGGAUGUAAAGACAGUAGACACUGGCUUUGAUGAGCAUGACAUCCCCUAUGAUGUUAUAUGGCUGGACAUAGAGCACACAGAAGGCAAGAGGUACUUCACCUGGGACAAGAAAAAAUUCCAGCACCCCAAAAGGAUGCAGGAACUGCUCAAGAGGAAAAAACGCAAGCUUGUCGUCAUUAUAGAUCCUCACAUUAAGGUUGAUCCCAUGUACACCCUAUACUCUCAGGCCAAAAAGAAGGGGUAUUUUGUGAAGAAUAGGACAGGCCAAGACUUUGAGGGCAUCUGUUGGCCAGGUUCCUCUUCUUACCUGGAUUUUACCAAUCCUGAAGUCCGAGAAUGGUAUGCAGAUCAGUUUGCCUUCAAAUCAUAUAAGGGCUCUACUGACAUCCUGUUUGUAUGGAAUGAUAUGAAUGAGCCUUCAGUCUUCAAAGCGGCAGAACUAACCAUGCAGAGAGAUGCUGUCCACCAUGGCAACUGGGAGCACCGGGAGGUUCACAAUCUCUAUGGCUUUUACCAACAAAUGGCAACUGCAGAAGGGCUUAUCAAACGUUCUGGGGGACAGAGGAGGCCAUUUGUCCUCACGCGAUCUUUCUUUGCCGGAUCACAGAAGUAUGGUGCAGUAUGGACAGGAGACAACGUAGCAGAGUGGAGUUACUUAAAAAUCUCCAUUCCAAUGUUGCUCACAAUCAGCAUUGCAGGAAUUUCAUUCUGUGGAGCUGAUGUGGGCGGGUUUAUUGGGGACCCAGAACCAGAGCUACUUGUUCGCUGGUAUCAGGCUGGUGCAUACCAACCAUUCUUCAGAGGCCAUGCCAAUAUCGAAAGCAAACGGCGUGAACCAUGGCUAUUUGGGGAUGAGAACACACGGAUCAUCAGGGAAGCCAUUAGAGAGCGCUACACCCUUCUGCCCUACUUGUAUUCACUGUUCUACCGGGCACACACCACUGCUGAACCAGUCAUGAGGCCUCUCUGGGUAGAGUUCCCCAAGGAACAAGAAACUUUUGGUGUGGAAGAUGAAUACAUGCUGGGAAACGCUUUACUGGUGCAUCCAGUCAUUGAACAAGAGGCCACUACAGUGAACGUUUUACUGCCUGGGUCAGAUGAGGUUUGGUAUGACUUCAGAAGAUUUAGACGACUGGACUAUCCAGGAACUCUGAAGAUCCCAGUAACACUGGAGAGUAUUCCAGUGUUCCAGCGAGGGGGGUGUGUGGUGCCCCUUAAGACCACCGUAGGAAGAUCCACUGAAUGGAUGACAGAUAUUUCUUACGAACUCCAUGUUGCUCUGGACUCCAAGGACUUUGCAGUAGGUGAGCUCUAUCUAGAUGAUGGGCAUUCAUUUCAGUACCUCCAUAAGAAGCAAUUCCUGCACAGGAAAUUCACUUUCCACAAGAAUGUUUUCUCUUCCAGCUGUGCUGAUGAAUUUGGGCAGUACCACACAAAAUGUGUAGUUGAACGGGUACUAAUUCUGGGAGUUCAAAAGCAACCCACAUCUGUGACAGUCAGUCUCCAGGAUGGGAAAGACAAAGAAGUGGUUUUCACAUAUGAUGUCAAGUCCUCCAUGUUGACCCUGGAAAAACUAUUAUUAAAUGUUGGUGCGGACUGGGAAAUUCACAUCAAGUGAGAGGAGAAACUGCAUCUUCAGAGAACUGGAUGGAAAGUUGAAAGGAAAUGGUUUUGAAGGACUUAAAUUUCUCUCUUGAAUCUGACUAGUUUGAAAUAAUGUAGGCAGAACUAUAGCAGCCCCAGGCUAAUCUUUCUUAACAUUUUCUUUUAAAAGAUUGAUUUAACUUAGAUUUGACAAGCUCUUCCCUGGUCAGUAGCUGGCAAAAGUAAUAGUAAUGCGAUCAUAUCACUGGAAAAGGCUCAUCGCUGUCCUGCCAAGGCUGGUUUCAUUUUGGCAAACAGGAUUCUGCAGGCAGUGGGCUAAAUUCUGCCCUCCCUUGCACCCAGGGCCGGCUCCAGGCACCAGCA